This is a messenger RNA of Scaptodrosophila lebanonensis, 2427 nucleotides long. It is a transcript of the gene SAK, whose product is annotated as serine/threonine-protein kinase PLK4. The transcript is spliced from 7 exons. Gene Ontology annotation, molecular function: protein binding; protein kinase activity; ATP binding. The coding region runs from base 75 to 2369 and encodes 764 amino acids. Gene Ontology annotation, biological process: protein phosphorylation. The record is from RefSeq and is a predicted model, not a curated record. NCBI's taxonomy places the organism in Eukaryota, Metazoa, Arthropoda, Insecta, Diptera, Drosophilidae.
ACGUGUAACAACUGCGUUAGUAAUGUUUUGCCUAGAAUAAACAGAAAAAAAUAAUUCGGGAAAAUCAGGAAACCAUGAUGCCACACCAAAAUUAUGGAGAAACAAUCAAUGAAUAUGAAGUACAGCACCUACUUGGAAAAGGAGGAUUCGCCAGCGUCUACAAGGCAAAGUGCAGGCGUACAUCCCAAGAUGUGGCCAUAAAAAUGAUAGACAAGAAACUAAUACAAAGAUCUGGGCUAUCUAGCCGUGUUCGACAAGAGAUUGAAAUUCACUCACGACUUAAACAUCCAUCAGUUCUGCAGCUUUAUACAUUCUUUCAAGAUGUGAACUAUGUGUAUUUGGUGUUAGAGCUAGCGCAUAAUGGUGAAUUGCAGCGAUAUAUGAACUAUCAGUUGUCUCGACCAUUUACCGAAAGGGAAGCAGCAUUCAUUUUGCAGCAGGUGGUUACAGGACUAUUGUAUUUGCAUUCCCACCACAUAAUGCAUCGCGAUAUAUCGCUAUCAAAUUUACUUAUUUGCAAAGACAUGCGCGUUAAAAUAGCAGACUUUGGAUUAGCUACCCAACUUAAACGUCCUGACGAAAAGCACAUGACCAUGUGCGGAACUCCAAAUUAUAUAUCUCCAGAGGUUGUGUCACGCUCAUCGCACGGAUUGCCGGCCGAUGUGUGGAGCGUAGGAUGCAUGUUGUAUACGCUCUUGACAGGACGACCUCCUUUCGACACAGACGCCAUCCAUUCAACUCUUACUAAAGUUGUUAUGUCUGACUAUAAAAUGCCUAAUCAUAUUUCCCCCGAAGCAUGUGAUUUAAUUAAUAGCCUACUCAAGAAGAAUCCACUUGAACGCAUUUUACUAGAGCAAGUUCUUAAGCAUCCGUUCAUAUUAAAAUCUGGCAGUACUGUCGACUAUAAAGGGACUUGUGUUUCCGAUUUCUACAAUCAAAAUAUGGAUAUUGGUGACAGCGGAAUAGUCACAUUUUUUAGCAGCGAUUCAAAGAACUCACAGCAACUACGCUCUUUAGAAAAACAUAUGCAACAAAACAUAAGUAUUCCGGAAUCUGGUUUAAUACAGUCGUCUAAGUCAUUGAAUAGGAAGUACCGAAUUAACCAACUGAGUCCCAAUAUAGGAGCAUACCAGCAAACUUCAGAUGCUUGGUUUGACAGCAAAGAAUUACCUUGUCAAAUGACACCAGAUCAAAGCAACCUGUCAAAGUGUGUAAUUCCCCCGACCAUCGAGCGACAAUCAAAGUCUGUGCCACCAUUAAACACAAAGCGACUUCAGCCAACACGCUACAAAACGAAAAAUGCCAUUAUGAGUAUUCAGCGCAACGGUGAAGUUAUUAUAGAGUUCAUUAAAUUCAAGAAAAAAAUGAACGAAGAGCGUAUUGUUGAUAUUUGUCGUAUCUCUGAAGAUGGUCGUCGUAUUAUUAUUUAUCAACCGGAUCCAGGAAGGGGACUACCUAUACGAGAUCAGCCACCAGAUUCAUAUGUACCAAGUGAAGAUUGUGUUUUCUGCUAUGAAAACUUACCUACCAAACACUGGAAAAAAUAUGUCUAUGCUGCGAGAUUUGUCAGCCUAGUAAAAAGCAAAACGCCAAAGUUGACCUAUUUUAGUGCAGAAGCAAAGUGUCAGCUAAUGGAAAACAUGUCAGACUUUGAGAUAUAUUUCUAUUCAGGCGCAAAAGUACUAAAAUUCCUUAGCGAAACAAAAAAAGUGUACGAUAUGUACGGUGUGCUACUUUCGGACCAUUCAUGUGUUCAAGCCAAAAAGUUGAUAAACCACAGCAAUGAAUGUUUCGUACAUUGUAUCAGCGUCUGUAAUGCUUUGGAAAUGACUCAAACUGACGUAAAUAAUUGCUUUCCAGCAACAAUUGGACGACGACCCGUUGCACAAAUGCUACCUGUACAGAAUUUGGAUGGAUUGCCGAUUAUGCGGGACACAACCAACUUCACAUCAACACCCAAAACACAAUGCUCUAUAAACUUUACUAUAGAUUCGUCAGCGUUGAAGGAAACUGAAAACUCCUGUAGAGAGCAACUUUUGGCGUCACAACAAAAUGUGCCCAUAAAGCGAUUGAAUCUUGCUGGAAUUGGUAUUGCAACAGAGCUGUCCCAUGGUGUUGUGCAAGUUCAAUUUUAUGAUGGAUCAGUGAUAUCCGUUAUACCGACAAGUCAAGGUGGAGGAAUAACGUAUACACAGCCAAACGGCGUGUCGACCCAUUUUUCCGACAACGAAGACCUUCCAAUGAUUGUAACGGAUCGCCUUACCAAACUGGCCCAAGCACAGCUAAAGUUGAAGUCUGCCCUUCCUAUAUGUGCAAGGAAAGAUGAUUUUCAUGUAAUGGCACCUAAUUAUAAUCGUAUACUUAUAUAAUACUGUAGCACUAUCAGAAAGUUGUAAACCUGUACAUGGUAAAACAAAUAUAUAUUUA